Molecule: messenger RNA, 414 nt
Organism: Gambusia affinis (western mosquitofish)
Lineage: Eukaryota; Metazoa; Chordata; Actinopteri; Cyprinodontiformes; Poeciliidae
Product: phospholipase A and acyltransferase 1-like
Exons: 2
Coding region: 1-414 (137 amino acids)
Biological process (GO): N-acylphosphatidylethanolamine metabolic process
Cellular component (GO): cytoplasm
Molecular function (GO): glycerophospholipid phospholipase A1 activity; A2-type glycerophospholipase activity
Source: RefSeq, a predicted model, not a curated record
AUGGCCUCUAAUGACCCUGAGCUUUCUGAGCCCUCUGCUGACCCUCAACCUGGUGACCUCAUUGAAAUAUUCAGACCAGCAUACCAGCACUGGGCUCUCUACCUGGGAGAUGGUUACAUCAUCAACUUAACUCCUGUUGAUGAGAGCCAGGCAGCCGCCAUGUCCAGCGUCAAGUCUGUGUUCAGCAGGAAGGCUGUGGUGCGCAUGCAGCUGCUGAAAGAGGUGGUGGGAAACGAUUCGUACCGCAUCAACAACAAGUAUGAUGAAAACCACACACCUCUGCCUGUCCGUGAGAUCAUCCAGCGAGCUGAAGUCCUCAUCGACCAGGAGGUGUCCUAUGACCUGCUGGGGAGCAACAAGCCAAAGAAAGCCUGGAAGACCUCCAUUUAUAGCGGGAGGCAGAAACAUCUGUAA